AUGAUGAAUCUCAACUCCGGAUCAGCAAUAAAGCUAAGAUCAGCCGUGGGGUCCUUGACCUGUGAUAUACAAGUGAAGGGUACAGAGCAUGAUACCCUCAGUUAUGUGCGCUACGAUAGCAAUAGCCCUGCGUUCGUGUCAUUCAACACAACCACUACUGCUUCAUACAACGGAACAGGCAGCUUCUCGAUCACUGCUUUCUGCCAGGGACAGCCAGGUGGUCCAUGGCCAGCUCUAAAUCUCGGCUUCAACAACGUCAGACUACUAGCUGCUUACGACCCCACCGAAGUUGGAGCAGCUCUGACUUGUGGCUUCAAACAAGCCAGAGACACGAUUCAAUCUGCUACCCUCCAGCCUUAUUGUUCAUCACUCCUGUCUUACAGCACGCCAACAACUACCUUGACUGAAGUCAUAAGUACCACUUUGACUUUGACACAGACUGUGAACAUGGCUAGACGGAAGAGAAGUAUCAUCACUCCCGCACCGAAAGCUGUGCCCGACAUCCUGAGACCUCGACAACUCGAUGUCCCAGCAAACUCCACAAUGCCAACAUCGAGCACGAUCGACGGAGCCCCGAGCGCCCUUGCCACCUUUGCACCCCAAGAUGUCACCAACGCAUGCAGUGUAGAAGCCUCCGCGGUAUCCACAACAGUGACAGAAACAAGCUCUACCACCACGACCCUCACAGCCUACGCGACCGAGACCAAACUACCAUCCCUCUUCAUCCUCGCUUCUUCUGGAAACAGAGGCUUGUUCAUCAGUCGCGACGACUCCGGCGCCGUCAAGUUCACCUCCGACUCCAACGCCGCCCUUCCCUUCUACGUCGACGAUAGCAGAACUCUCCACUCAUGGCACGAUCCUAGCUAUACACUCGUCGACCGCUACGAACCCAACUCGGGCACAGCAGACAACAGAAUUUACAUCGAAGCCCCUUCCUCGGCAUCAUACCCAUUGACUUGCGGUACCAAAGGUCGCACAGCUGGAAGCUAUUUUGUCAAUUGCCAGAGCAGUGGACCGCCGAAUGGAAAUCCUGUCGUUUACGGAUUUGGAUGGUGUCCUUCAACGCAAGGUUUGUAUAUGAUACCCAAUAAUUCUAACGUGAGGUGUGGAGGUGGAUAUGCGUUUUUGGCGUUGUAUUUGGUCGCUUAUACGGGAAGCCCUUGA
Molecule: messenger RNA, 1164 nt
Organism: Aureobasidium pullulans EXF-150
Lineage: Eukaryota; Fungi; Ascomycota; Dothideomycetes; Dothideales; Saccotheciaceae
Exons: 1
Coding region: 1-1164 (387 amino acids)
Source: RefSeq, a predicted model, not a curated record